UUAUAGUAAAAAGAUAAUGAAAACAGUUUAAAAAAAUAAAAAAAAAAAGAUGCAAAAAUCUGUGCUUCUGAGAAAGGGGCGUUCUCACCCCCAACCCCCGGCCGGCCAACCCUCGCUGGCAGUCGAUUCGAGCCGUCGCGCAAGCACGACGCGAGUGAGUACAAAAUAACUAGUAUGUGAAAAAAUGAAUCAGGACAUACGAAGCGACUCCCCUAACAAGGAGCAGAAGACCUCGUUCCUCAUAGAGGACAUCCUGUACAGAGGGAGGAACACCUUCAAACAGCCGGAAUCGCGGAGAUUUGAUUACGAGCCGAAGUAUUAUCCGGUGGCCAACGACGUCAGACCCGCGGCCAGGGAUGGGUCAUAUUUGCAGGUCAUGGGCGCUCUGGGCGCUUAUCUGCACACGCCAAACACUUUCAAAGCAGUCGAAACUCCGUACUUUCUGUCCCAAGGAGUUCCUUACCACGCGCUGUUCACCCCAUCGGAGCUGUCACUCUCGGCGCUGAAGCACUGCCGUCGGCGAAAAGCGAGAACUGUUUUCUCUGAUCCGCAAUUGACAGGUCUGGAAAAGCGUUUUGAAUCCCAGCGCUACCUCUCAACACCAGAGAGGGUGGAGCUGGCUGGAGCGCUCAACCUGUCGGAGACACAAGUGAAGACCUGGUUCCAGAACAGACGGAUGAAGCACAAGAAGCAGAUGAGGAAACAGCAGCAGCAGAGAGGUGCUGUGGCUAUGAACUUCACAACCAAACACCCACAACCAGAACGAAAGGAGGAAUCAAGAAUUUCAACAACUCAAACGUCUGACUCAGAGAGCGAACACAGCGACAGUGAUGUUGACAUCGUUGGCGAGACUUACACGCAUUACAACACGUAAAUAAAAUAGUUUAUUUUGUGUUAUUCUUCUGUUAUUUAGAGUAAUUUUGAGUCAUUUCAGUUAUUUGUUUUUUA
Messenger RNA from Danaus plexippus (monarch butterfly), 948 nucleotides. RefSeq names its product brain-specific homeobox protein homolog. The transcript is spliced from 5 exons. The coding region runs from base 185 to 874 and encodes 229 amino acids. NCBI's taxonomy places the organism in Eukaryota, Metazoa, Arthropoda, Insecta, Lepidoptera, Nymphalidae. Gene Ontology annotation, molecular function: DNA binding; DNA-binding transcription factor activity, RNA polymerase II-specific. The record is from RefSeq and is a predicted model, not a curated record. Gene Ontology annotation, biological process: regulation of DNA-templated transcription.